UAACCAAAACCAGACCUGCCUAGCCCUUAGAGUCCAGCCGGUUAGGUCGAGUAAAAUGCGUUGGGCUCCCUCAGUAUCAGAACUUGUGUGGGGAACUCUUUGCUUUUGGCCUAACCAAAACCAGACCUGCCUAGCCCUUAGAGUCCAGCCGGUUAGGUCGAGUAAAAUGCGUUGGGCUCCCUCAGUAUCAGAACUUGUGUGGGGAACACUUCGCUUUUGGCCUAGCCAAAACCAGACCUGCCUAGCCCUUAGAGUCCAGCCGGUUAGGUCGAGUAAAAUGCGUUGGGCUCCCUCAGUAUCAGAACUUGUGUGGGGAACUCUUUGCUUUUGGCCUAACCAAAACCAGACCUGCCUAGCCCUUAGAGUCCAGCCGGUUAGGUCGAGUAGAAUGCGUUGGGCUCCUUCAGUAUCAGAACUUGUGUGGGGAACUCUUCGCUUUUGGCCUAUCCAAAACCAGACCUGCCUAGCCCUUAAAGUCCAGCCGGUUAGGUCGAGUAAAAUGCGUUGGGCUCCCUCAGUAUCAGAACUUGUGUGGGGAACUCUUUGCUUUUGGCCUAACCAAAACCAGACCUGCCUAGCCCUUAGAGUCCAGCCGGUUAGGUCGAGUAAAAUGCGUUGGGCUCCCUCAGUAUCAGAACUUGUGUGGGGAACACUUCGCUUUUGGCCUAACCAAAACCAGACCUGCCUAGCCCUUAGAGUCCAGCCGGUUAGGUCGAGUAAAAUGCGUUGGGCUCCCUCAGUAUCAGAACUUGUGUGGGGAACACUUCGCUUUUGGCCUAACCAAAACCAGAUCUGCCUAGCCCUUAGAGUCCAGCCGGUUAGGUCGAGUAAAAUGCGUUGGGCUCCCUCAGUAUCAGAACUUGUGUGGGGAACACUUCGCUUUUGGCCUAACCAAAACCAGACCUGCCUAGCCCUUAGAGUCCAGCCGGUUAGGUCGAGUAAAAUGCGUUGGGCUCCCUCAGUAUCAGAACUUGUGUGGGGAACUCUUUGCUUUUGGCCUAACCAAAACCAUACCUGCCUAGCCCUUAGACUCCAGCCGGUUAGGUCGAGUAGAAUGCGUUGGGCUCCCUCAGUAUCAGAACUUGUGUGGGGAACUCUUCGCUUUUGGCCUAACCAAAACCAGACCUGCCUAGCCUUUAAAGUCCAGCCGGUUAGGUCGAGUAAAAUGCGUUGGGCUCCCUCAGUAUCAGAACUUGUGUGGGGAACUCUUUGCUUUUGGCCUAACAGAAACCAGACCUGCCUAGCCCUUAGAGUCCAGCCGGUUAGGUCGAGUAAAAUGCGUUGGGCUCCCUCAGUAUCAGAACUUGUGUGGGGAACUCUUUGCUUUUGGCCUAACCAAAACCAGACCUGCCUAGCCCUUAGAGUCUAGCCGGUUAGGUCGAGUAAAAUGCGUUGUGCUCCCUCAGUAUCAGAACUUGUGUGGGGAACUCUUUGCUUUUGGCCUAACCAAAACCAAACCUGCCUAGCCCUUAGAGUCCAGCCGGUUAGGUCGAGUAAAAUGCGUUGGGCUCCCUCAGUAUCAGAACUUGUGUGGGGAACACUUCGCUUUUGGCCUAACCAAAACCAGACCUGCCUAGCCCUUAGAGUCCAGCUGGUUAGGUCAAGUAGAAUGCAUGCAAUUCUUGUGGAAUGUUCUUAAAAAAAAUUAAAGUUUGUUGAGUUUGAGAUUGAAUAUGGAAAUAAUUGUCUUUUUUAACUUAAAAUUUUGAUGAAAUUGCAUUUCUUUUUUAUUUGAGUCAGAUUCUUCUUUUGUAUCUUGGAAUUUUUUUUAAUUCAUGUUUCUUUAAUGUUGAAUGGGUGUGAAACAAUGUUAGGGUCUGAAAUCUUGGUGGAAUGUUGGGAUGAUGAUUUAGGAAUUAAUUCCUCUUUCUUAGAAGGAUCUGAAUCUAUAUAAAGAUCUUCUUCUCUGUUUCCUUUCCUUUGUGGUAUC
Molecule: messenger RNA, 1930 nt
Organism: Cucumis melo (muskmelon)
Lineage: Eukaryota; Viridiplantae; Streptophyta; Magnoliopsida; Cucurbitales; Cucurbitaceae
Exons: 3
Coding region: 56-1369 (437 amino acids)
Source: RefSeq, a predicted model, not a curated record